Molecule: messenger RNA, 7374 nt
Organism: Mizuhopecten yessoensis (Yesso scallop)
Lineage: Eukaryota; Metazoa; Mollusca; Bivalvia; Pectinida; Pectinidae
Product: CAP-Gly domain-containing linker protein 4-like
Exons: 14
Coding region: 148-2352 (734 amino acids)
Molecular function (GO): protein binding
Source: RefSeq, a predicted model, not a curated record
GUUGUAGAUUGAACUUGUAUUUUAUCCAUGUGUCACCGGUGUUUAGUAUAAACCGUGCUAUUUCGAGAUCUCAAUAUCGCACAGGCUUACAUGUCAAAUUGUACCGGUAGUUUCUUAUGGAAUCAACCUGCCUGGAUUAUAUAAAACAUGCAUUCUGCAGAUAAAAAACGUAAGCUGAAGCUACCGUCAGUCGAGGCUGUACAGAGGGCAGAAUACGAGAAAAAUGCCAAAUCUGACAAAGGUAUUGCCAAAGUGAACAGCGACACUAAACAAACGGUAAAUGGAGAAAAAGGUAGCAAAAGUGAACUAACCAAUGGUGAGGUACAAAAAAAUGGAGAAACAAUAUCAAAUGGAACGAUAAAAACCAAUGGUACCAAUGGAGAAAUAAAAGACAAUGGAGAACAUACAAGUAAAGAUGAAAAGUUUGUGUGUUCUAAGUGUAAAUGCAGGAUGACGCUUGAGGCUGAAGAAGAAGAGGAGAAAGGGAAGGAUAUUAACCUCCAUCUCAACAAUAACGGGUACCACCCUGAACGCGACAAGCCCAUGAUUCACCCAUGUGUGGACCCCCCAGUCUGCGACAGCUGUCAAAAGCUCGAACUCUCAUUCUUCGACCCUGGAUGUCCUGGUUGUCACGACAUCCUGGUCAACCCAGACACAACCGUCCCUGAAAUAUUUGCUGUUCUCCGACAAUGGACCCCACAGACACAACAGAAUUUAGAACUUCUCAUUAAUGAGAUUUUAAAGCGGAGUGCCCACAUCAACGACAGAGAUGGGUUGACAGAUAUGACACUGCUACAGUACGCCAGCAAAUCUGGGGCAGCAGGGAUUGGUGACUCUGAGGUUGCUUCAAGGGUCGUAACCAUGCUGAUCUCCAAGGGCGCAGAUGUCAACAUUCGGUGUCGUUGGACCAAUAUGACUGCCCUCCAUUAUGCGGCUUACUUUGAUGUUGUACCUGUGAUAAAAGUUCUUCUCAAAACUACAAAAGCUUUAGAUAUAGACAGCACGUGUUCAGAGUUUGACCAUGGCAGUUCGUUACACAUCGCUGCCUCCAACCUGGCCUAUGAAGCUGUGAAAGUACUCCUCCAGAACGGUGCUAACCCAAUGAUGAAAGACAACAUGGGCCGGGGGCCAUUAGAAUGCAUUCCAGAUCCAACCAAUUUAGAUUCCGAUCCAGAAAUGGCAAAAUUGGUGGUCAAGUUGAAGAAGACCCUCCAGGAGUCCUGUCAGCCAGUGAUCAAGGUUCCUCCCCCGAACUACGACCUCAUCCAGUCUAAGGUCACACUGCAGGCCCUAGGGAUCACACUGGGAGACAAGGUCGUUGUAGGUGGUGUCAAGACUGGGACCCUGAAAUAUUGUGGGCCAACAGAGUUUGCUGGAGGUCUCUGGGCGGGGAUAGAAUUGGACGAACCCGGAGGUAAAAAUGACGGCAGUGUUGGCGGGAUUUCCUACUUUCAGUGUGCACACAGCCAAGGUAUAUUUGCACCAGUCAGCAAGAUUGCUAGACCAGGAAGUGUACCAGCCCCACGCUCACCCUCAGCUACCAUGUCUCCCAACAAAACACAACAGAAAGCUGCAGCUGUCGAUGUUUCCAAUGUCAAGGCCAGAGUUGACACAGGUAUAAAAGCACCGUCACUUUACGGUACGGGACUGAAGUGUCGGACAUCGUCUAUAGCAGAUCUGGCAGAGAUUGAUUUAGGGGAUCGAGUGAUCGUGGCAGGGCAGAGGAAAGGCACAGUUCGGUUUUGUGGGGAGGCCAGGUUUGCACCAGGUAUAUGGUAUGGUAUAGAAUUGGACCGUCCCGUUGGGAAAAACGAUGGUUCCGUAAACACAGACCGCUACUUCCACUGUAAACCUAAACAUGGUGUGUUCGCUCCGUUGUCACGGAUACAGAAACUUGGUGAAAGACGAUUCAGUUCUAACGAAUCCCUUGAUGCCAUAAGUUGGGGUGCUGUUUCAGAAAAACAUGACAGACGCUCAAAUAGUAGUGUUCCAUUUAGCACUCAAAAUCGUGCCAAGACACCAAUCAAAAGGCCUAAGAGUGGACUGUCCUUAGCCAGAGUACCAGGCUCCAGCGCACCAUUCAAACUGGAGGUUGGAAUGAGUGUCUUCUGUAAUAGUGAAUUAGGUAAUGUGCGUUACAUCGGUCCCGCUGAAUUCGGUGAUGGUGUCUGGGUGGGAGUAGAACUUCGUACAGCCAAGGGUAAAAAUGAUGGAUGUGUUCAGGACAAACGUUACUUUUCGUGUAAGCCAGACCAUGGCUUGCUGGUCAGGCCAAGUAAGAUCACGGUGCGCGGUAUCAAUGGGUCAAAACUUGUGUCGGACUACUAUCAUUCACGGGAAGGCGAGGCGUAAUACCUCACAUCCAAAGUGCCAGAUAGGAAAAGUUCAAACGUCAAAAUGAUGCAUUGCCAUGUCAUUGGUUGGGAGCCAUACAUAUUACUACAAAGAAAUCUCAAGAAAAUAACAUUACUAUGACAUAUCAAUCAAGACAAAAUAUAGCACUCAUUGCCAGAAAACUAAUCAUUUUAUUGUUUCUGUUAGAUGCCUCUUAAAAAGAGAUGGCAAGGAUUUACGGAGUACAUAUUAAAUCAUUAUCAUACAAUCAGAAAAUCAUCCUCAAUUCUCCAGGGGUUACUCUCACUUACGCAGAGAUAUUACCCAGUAAGUGAGCAUAACCCCUGGCGUGUCGAAGAUGUUUUAGGAUGUAAGGAUGUGACAUUAUACAAUUCAGAAAAAGAAGACAUUGUCAAAAGAAUAAUUGCUCUUGUUGUGUGUCCGACUCAAAAACUAUAACGGUUUGAAGAAGAAAGGUGUAAUGUUUUCUGCCAUUUCAUAAUUCUAUCAAAUUAGACAACGCUUGGUGCUUUAUUGUGAAAUAUUUUUGGGGGUAUGUUUGUGCCAAGAAUAUUUAGUUUUAUAAUGCUUUAUACAAAAAUGUAUAUCACUAGAAAUCAAGAUUUUAUUUUGUAAUUGAAUAAAAAUGAAGUUUGUGUUUGUUACACCUGUUAGCUUGUGAAAGUACACAUGCACAGUUGUUCAGAGUUUUAAUGUUAAAACUUGGGAUUUUCUGGAGCAAGCUUUUGUUUCAUCCUCUGAUAUGUUUCUGUACAAAUACUUUUUGCACAAAGAUAUUUUCCAGUUCGAUUAAAAAAUGUUUGUUGUCCAUCAUAACAGUUCUGGCCAGUUCAGUUUUAAGGAUUCAAUAUUUUAUGCAAGAUAUCAAAGUAACAGAACUGGUAUUUGAUAGACUUGUCAUUAGCUCAGCUGAAAGCAUAAAAAAAUAACAAAACUAAUUAUUUCCUGGAACUAAUAAUGUAAACUGCUGAAAAAUGUCGAUUGAAAAGUUAAAAAAGAAAAUUUGGUAAGUUAAAAUGUGCUAAAAUGUUUUAAGAUUUUGACUCAAAACAAUCAGUUCAUGUUGUUGGUGUAUGGGUUUAUAUGUAACUGUCUACAUGUAUUGCAUAGUAGAAUUUGUACAAUUUAUAACAAGAGUAUUUAUUGCCACAAGAUAAACAUUAUCCAACUAUCAAUUAAAAGUUGAUUUUUGCUCUGACAGUUCACUGGUAAAUAUAUUGAAGAAUGAAAAUGAAAAAGUGUCAUAUUGACUUCAGUUACAAAUUACAAUUGCAGUGCAGUAUUUUAAAUUUGGACAUUUUAAGGUGGUUUCUGUGACAAGAGUUCAAAAUAGCUGAUUUUCUCAAUAAGUAAAUAAGGAAUAUAUUAAGUUUUGGAACAUGUAAAAAGUUUAAAUUUGAUUAUCUGAGUCUUGGUUGACAAGAUUCUACUGUGUAAUUAUUUGUUUUUCCUGUUUGUUAUCUUUGCAUAAAAUUUAAGCCGUAAGGUUUUAUCGAAAUGUGUGUACAUGUAUAUGAGAGAAUAGAAGAUUUUGAUGUCCAUUGCGCCGUAUCCUGUAAUUAAUGUAAUUUACUCAGGUCAAAGUUCAACACAUUUUAGAUUUUGGGUUUAUAUUUUAUGCAAAUCAAUAUGCAAUGUGUUUAUUCUACAUGAACAUAUAUACUUACUGAUGACUAAGUGAAUAACUACAUACAUUGCAUACAUGAACAUUUGAUUUAGGUAAAUACAUGUACAUAAAUGUGCCUAUUACGAGUGAAACCUGUCCAAUAUGAACCCUGAGUUAUCCAGAACCCUUUAUUAACAAAACCUCAGAUAGUUUUUAUGCGUAAUAAAUAAAACAAUAUUUUUUAUGGACUUUUUAAAGAAAUAAAUUUGUUGAAUUAUAAAUGUGAAAGAUACAAUAUGUUUUGAUUAAAUUUUAUUACUUACGGAGACAAAUUUGUAGUUACAGUAACAGUUUUUAGAAGUUAAUUUGUGAUAUCGGGCCCCAGGAUCUAUCUUGGACUGAAGAUUUUGCUUAGCCAAUCACACACAUGACGUCAGUUUUCAUGACGUUAUUCGUGAUUAGCUAAGUCAAAACUUAAGACAAUUUUAGAUUUAAGAUAGUUUCAUGAUCUUGGGGCCAGCUGUUUCUUAAACCAACGAUAUCACCUAAUAGAUAUUGUCUACAGUGAAAUAUUGUAAGAUGUUGUUUUUUUUCUGAGUUUGGUUGAAAUAUUGUUGGAAAAUUGAUUUGCUUUAUUUAUUCACUGAAAGGAAAAUCUGUUCUCAGUCUUGUUCAUGCUGUAUAAAGAUAACGUACAAUUUCUGAUGUCUAGUCCCAAGGUUAGAAAUGGCAAAUAUUUAUUAAAUGAUGUGCGUAUCUACAAUUCUAUUUAUUAAUUACAGUAGAAAUGUUACGCUUCCUGAUUUUUAUGACUAGAUUUUUAAGAUAAGCAAAAUAGAAAUGAUAUGUAAACAAAUAUUGAUUAAUAUUUUCUUUGUUCUGGCAAGCAUGACGUCAUAGACUAACAUAACUAACUAGAUAGAUGAGGUUAUACUACUUAUCAAGUUAAAAGCUGUUUUUGCUGACAUCAACAGGAAAUGAAUUGUCGGUGAAAUUGAGGCUAAAGAUGGAAAAAGUAGUCUUUUAAGGCAAUCAAAUUAUGUCUGAUAUUAGAGGUUGUAUUGUUCGUCAGGUGUCGGUUAACUCGUUUUACACUAAGCCAUUAUACAUCUAGCAGUAGGUUUAUUAAAAUCAGCUUAUCGAAAAAUUGGAGGGGAAAUAAUCAUAUGCAGUGAGUUUCUACUUGUCUUUUGGCAGUUGGCUUAUGCUUAAAGUUUGAUUAAAAUAAUGUCAGAUUUUAUUCUUGGCAGCGUCUAUUUUGAAAUAAAUUGGAAUCAAACUUCAAGAAAUGUAUCAACGUCACACAGUUAUUUGUAUUACUGAUAUUUGCUGUAUUUUGUAAUUAAGCCCCCUCCCCUAAGCCUAGUUGAUCUAAUUCGUAAAAAUUGGAAAAAAAGCGAUGAGCAUGAGGCUACUAAAUGUACUGUACCGUCAAUUUUACUAGAGGGAGGGGGGCUUAUUUGUGAGCAUUAGCAAUAAAUUAUGGUAUAAGUAGGACUGCCAAUCAAAUCCAGACUUGUUAAUCAAUCAAAUUUAUUGAAUUUCAUUGUCAUUUCAUUAUAGAUCACAUUGAAGAAGUUUUUCAUAUUGUUUUCGAAUAUCUUUUAUGGUAAGGGGUAAAAGUUAUAUCGAGAAGGAAGAAUAACAGUUACAACAUAACAUCUUUUUGAACAGUCACCUUCCUUUUGCUGAUUAUUUCCUUGUACUUUUAUGUUUAUAGAAUAUUUUGAUUACACAGAAUUGUAUAUAAACAGUUAACUAUUUUCUUAAAUUAAUUAGAUUUUUACACUGAUGAAGAUUUCACGUAUUGUAUUUAAAUUUUCAUAUUUGAGCAACGAUAAUAUUUUAGCUGUUUUAUGAAGGAUCCUGGCAAACUGUUGACGUUAGGUUGGCUAGUACAUGUAUUGCCAGAUAUGAUAAAGAUCACAGAGGCAGGGGAAAAAAAUGUUUUUUUUAUUAUUAUGGAAUUGUUAUUGAUAUUGGUAAAUAUCAUAUGUCUGACACCCUCUGCAAAGAUGUCCUAUACUGGAUCUUAGCGUGGAAAGCUUAAGGAGAUUUGUGUCACUGAAAUAUGAUUCUGUUAAUACAUCAUUAUGUUUACAAUGCUAUCGUAUAAAUAUAAUUGCUUUCGAUCUGGAUAAUGAAUGCCAGUAAAUGUUACUCUUAGGCCUCUAAUUCAACUUUCUAGUCACUUGUUAUAUACUGCCACCUUAUCUGUUUAUCCUUACUCGCAGGAUAUUAAACAUUUAUUUGUGUGCAUGAAUUUCUGUAAAAAAAAAAAAUGGUGGUAUUUGUUGAUUUUAUAAAAGUUCAUCCUUAAUUGUUUUGGGAGUAAACCAAAGUAGAUCUUCAAAUAUUCUCUUCAGAAGUUAACAAGACAUCCAGAUCCUUGUAAAUUAGAAUUCACAUAAAUAUAUAAUACAAAUCAAAACCAAAAACCCAAGAAACUCUGGUUUAUCGAAGAUCAGAUAAUUUAAUUCAUCAUCAGUAUGUUAUGCACAGAUUGUAAAAAAAAGUGGUCAAGUCUUUAUUAUACUGACAGUAUUAAAAUUAUGUGAAGUCAACUAGGAUGUAUCAAAUUUGAAGCCUAAAUUGAUUUUUGCUGUCCAAUCUUAUUACACACACUUCCAUAGCUUGUUUUCUUUAAUUGUUCACAUAGAUAAUGCAACUUCCUGCUUUCGUUAUUUUCAAAUAUACAUAAAAAUGUAUAUGUUACUAUACCUGUACUGACUUCAACGCUAUACGGAAACACUAUAUUUCUACACUCCUGAAAUACUAUGAUGUACUCGUACAUUGUAUAUGGAGAAAUUGAUUGUUGGUGUAAGUCUAUUGUUUAACCUGUUAAUUUUACCAAUCAUGAAAUGUCUCACCUUAGCCCAAGAAAACAGAGUAUGGUAUAGAAAUAAUAUUGAACCUUGUUGUAACAAUCUUUGAACUUAAUGAUACGUCCGAGGAAAAUUUCAACUUUCGUUUUUCCUCAAAAAUUAUAUAAAGUAAAAACAGGAAGAACAUUUCUGGGGGGUUUUUAUGUUAAAAGUAAUCGUUCAGAAUCCUGGAAAACAUUAAAUUAUUUUAAUAACUAAUUUCUGGAUUAAAAAUAUCAGCGAUACAAAUUUUUACAUAUAUAUAUCAUCAAGCUAAUGAAUAUUGGUAAAACUGGGUUCAAAUAUUUUAAGUUUUAAUUACGUAAUAACUACAAUCCUUCUUAAUUUAUGUUAUGUGUUUUUGUGUAUUCAUUUAUGCCUUGUUUCAUUAUGAGUUAUGUCCCUUGUUUUUUUGUUUUGCCUAGUAUCGGUACUAUCCAGUUGUCUCGUAUUAAACAGUACACACAAUAUAAGUGAACUGUGAUAAUGAUGAUAUUAAUAUAACAUCAGGUUCAUGAAAGAAGCAAUAAAAAUAAAUAUUAAAACAAA